AACCGCGCCGGGUCGGAAUCCGACCGAGGGCCGUCUCUCUGGGACGCCGCUCUCGGGGAGGGCGUCUUCUCGCCUCUGGGCUGGCCUUGCCUGCAUCCAUCGGCAUCUGUCGGCAUCCAUCGGCAUCCGUCGGUAUCUGUCGGCAUCGCCAGCAUUGCCGGCGUUGGCUGAUCUCCUGCACGCGGGGCUGCCCUGCGAUGGUCUGUUGCGCUCGGCCUCGCUCGGGGCUUGCAUGGCCCGGACCAUGUCCCUUUGGCCCUCCGCCAUGGUCGGCGGCACAGAGAGCCUCCUCGCCACGCCCUCGCUCCUCGCCCGCCACACAUUCGCGGCUCUCGCUGCUCGGCCCGGCUCGCUGCCUUCAAAUGCGCUCGGUGUCGCCCUUGGACCUUGGGACUUGCUUCAUCCUUCGACUCUCAUCUCAAGCCUCUUCGACCCACCCCUACGGCUGUGCUGCAUUGCCGCCAUGACCCUCUCCUCGCUCCUGAAGCUGUCAUCGUCCCGAACCCGCUCGCUGCUUGUCGCCGCGCCGGUCCGGAGUUCCUUCCUGCUACAACGGUAUUAUGCCCGCGCCCCGCUCCACCCCGAAUGGAAGGAACUUGUCAAGAGGGAGCUCAAGGGCAAAGAGCCCGAUAUUCUGAUGUGGGAAACUGCAGAGGGCAUCGAUGUCAAGCCCGUCUACACUAAGGCCGACAUCACCGACGUCGCCGAGGAAAUCCCCGGCAAAUUCCCCUUCACCCGAGGUCCCUAUGCCUCCAUGUACACCUUCCGUCCGUGGACUAUUCGCCAGUACGCUGGCUUCAGUACCGUCGAGGAGAGUAACGCCUUCUACCGCAAGAACUUGGCAGCCGGCCAACAGGGCCUCAGUGUUGCCUUUGAUUUGGCCACCCACAGAGGCUAUGACUCUGACCAUCCCCGUGUCGUCGGUGAUGUCGGUAUGGCCGGUGUCGCCAUCGACACCGUCGAGGACAUGAAGCGUCUCUUCGAAGGCAUUCCGCUCAACAAAAUGUCUGUCUCCAUGACCAUGAACGGAGCCGUCUUGCCCGUCCUCGCCUUCUACAUUGUCGCUGGUGAAGAGCAGGGGGCCAAGCAAUCCGAGCUCGCCGGAACCAUCCAGAACGACAUUCUCAAGGAGUUCAUGGUCCGAAACACCUUCAUUUAUCCCCCAGAGCCCUCCAUGAAGCUGAUCGGUGACAUUUUCGAAUACACCUCCAAGAACAUGCCCAAGUACAACUCCAUCUCCAUCUCGGGCUAUCACAUCCAAGAGGCCGGCGCCCAUAACGCCCUUGAACUCGCUUUCACCAUUGCCGACGGACUGGAAUACAUCCGCACUGGUCUCAAGGCCGGCAUGUCUGUCGAUGAUUUUGCUCCCCGUCUCUCCUUCUUCUUCGGCAUUGGCAUGAACUUUUACAUGGAAAUUGCCAAGCUGCGUGCUGCUCGCCGACUUUGGGCCACUCUCAUCAAGGAAAAGUUCAACCCCAAGGGCCAAAAGUCGCUGCUGCUCCGAACGCACUGCCAGACCUCGGGCUGGUCUCUGACCGAGCAGGAUCCUUACAACAACGUUAUCCGCACCACCAUCGAGGCCAUGGCCGCGACUCUUGGUGGCACGCAGUCGCUGCACACCAAUGCCCUUGAUGAGGCCAUCGGUCUCCCCACCGAGUUCAGCGCCCGCAUUGCCCGUAACACCCAGCUGAUUCUCCAGACCGAGGCCAUGAUCCCCAAGGUUGCCGAUCCGUGGGGCGGCAGCUACCUGAUGGAGUCCCUCACCAACGAGCUGUACGACUCGGCCCGCAAGCAGAUCGACGAGAUCGAGGAAAUGGGUGGCAUGUCCAAGGCCGUCGCUUCAGGCAUGCCCAAGCUGAGAAUCGAGGAGGCUGCUGCCAGACGCCAGGCCCGUAUCGACUCUGGCAAAGAGGUCAUCGUUGGUGUCAACAAGUACAAGGCGGCGAAGGAGGAGCCUGUUGAGGUCCUGGCCAUCGAUAACACCCAAGUCCGUCUUGCUCAGAUCGACAAGAUUCGCCAAGUCAAGGAAAGCCGCGAGCCCAAGCGUGCCGAGGCAGCCCUUGCGGCCCUGACAAAGUGUGCGGAAACCAACGACGGCAACUUGCUGGCUUUGGCGAUUGAGGCCGCCCGUGCCAGAUGCACUCUGGGCGAGAUCUCGUAUGCCCUUGAGCAGGUCUGGGGACGCCACAACCCUGCCGUCCGUGUCGUCAGCGGCGCUUACAAGUCCGAAUACGGCGAGUACGACGAGAUCACAAAGACCCUGGACAUGGCCGAGGAGUUCCUGAAGCGCGAGGGUCGUCGCCCUCGUAUCCUCGUCGCCAAGAUGGGUCAGGACGGCCACGACCGCGGCGCCAAGGUCAUCGCCAGUGGAUUCGCCGAUCUCGGCUUUGACGUCGAUAUCGGCCCGCUGUUCCAGACCCCCUCGGAGGUGGCCCGCCAGGCUGUCGAUGCCGAUGUGCACGUCGUUGGCGUUUCGUCCCAAGCCGCUGGACACAAGACCCUCGUUCCGCAGCUGGUUGCUGAGCUCAAGAAGCUCGGUGCCGAGGACAAGCUGGUGGUUGUUGGCGGUGUGAUUCCCCAGCAAGACUACGAGUUCCUGUACAGCGCCGGUGCCGCCUGCAUUUUUGGCCCUGGCACGCGUAUUCCCUUGGCUGCCCAGGAGGUUAUCCAGAAAAUCAAGCCCACCAAGUAAUUGCGACUUCCUGCGGCUGCGUGGCUCGAUGCCCUGCGUCGUCGCGAUGCGCUCUCCACCCACAAAUGUUGCUUGGGCGGCACUCAGCGAUUGAUGUUUGCCGAACCGCGGCGCUCACCGCCUCUUGCCGUUGUGCUCCACAUUCGCCUCCUCUCUCUGGCAACUCCUUCUUUGCAGGCGACGCUGUUUACCUGCCCCCCCCCCUAAUCUGUGCGUUCCGGGACUGCCUUCCCGACCCUGCCUGUAGAAUGUACCUGGGUUUCACACCCAAGAAUGUGGACUGCCGUUUUUCUCCAUCUCCCUCCGUUUCGCUUCGUUCCGCUUCGUUCCUUUCCUUCUCUCGCUCUCCUCCCCUUUCUUCGCUUCUUCUUCAUUUGCAUCUGUUUGGACGAGCCCGUGGUCUUCCCUCGUUUCGGACAGACCGGGCCGCUCGGACCGCUGGGUUUGUUGUUCAUGGAAGGAAGGCCCAAUACACAGUUUGCACGCACCGCA
Molecule: messenger RNA, 3184 nt
Organism: Polychytrium aggregatum
Lineage: Eukaryota; Fungi; Chytridiomycota; Chytridiomycetes; Polychytriales
Product: methylmalonyl-CoA mutase-domain-containing protein
Exons: 17
Coding region: 233-2692 (819 amino acids)
Cellular component (GO): mitochondrion
Molecular function (GO): cobalamin binding; metal ion binding; methylmalonyl-CoA mutase activity
Source: RefSeq, a predicted model, not a curated record